Rubroshorea leprosula is the source of this 860-nucleotide messenger RNA. NCBI's taxonomy places the organism in Eukaryota, Viridiplantae, Streptophyta, Magnoliopsida, Malvales, Dipterocarpaceae. The record is from the annotation of a GenBank genome assembly.
GUAAUUUGUUUAUUAUUUAGUAUCUUUAGCUUUUAAUCCAUUCAUGUUAAACUUAGUAAUGUUUUCUUGAUAAUUUUUUUCAUCAAAAUGUAGGCAUUGUAAGGCAGGGCAGACUGCUGUAGUCAAGGACAAAAGAGAGAAGCAGCAACAGGAUAAGCGCCUAAUUUUGACAAUGGAGGCCCUCUCGAAGGCACUCCAAGAGUUAUCUCAAGUGGUAGGAUUCCUUUGGAAUGUUUUUAAUUUUACCAUAAGCAGUCUGGCUUUCCAUCCAUGAGGGUUCGCCCAUGCAGCCCAGGACAAAGCAUUUAUACUAUGAACACGCAAACCAACUUCAUCUGGUUCUGUUGGAUGGUGUGAAUGUAAAGCGUCAAGAAUACUUUGCUGAUAGUCCUUCAACUGGGAUGGGUCCUGUCUCUAGAGAAGAUCAAUAAGUUGAGUUGAAUUGCACUCUUGUUGUUGGUCAAUACACUUGUUUCAUUGUUUGGAUGCAACAUAUGCUACUAUUUCUAAUUUACUAGAACAAAUUGAUCUGUUUUCCUGCAGCAUAUUGCAUUUUGACUUUCCCGAUCAUUAUUCAAUGGGAAAACAGUUUCUCUUUUGUCCUCUCUCUCUCUCUCUCAUAUAUGUAUGGAUAUUGCUUAACAAUAUUCAAGCAGGCUAGAGAAAGGGUGCAUUAAUUGGGGAAUUUAUCAAAAUAUUGAGUAACCUCCAUGCUUACGGAAUUGAAUUUUCCCUUGAAUGCAGACUUUCCCUUCCUGCCAAGCAGCUAGUUAAAUGAUGUUCUUAACAGUAUGAAUUUGACCAUUCUUCUACUGAAUUUGACCAUUCUUCUACUCUUUCUCCGUCAAAUACUUACAUUC